This is a messenger RNA of Salvelinus fontinalis (brook trout), 8028 nucleotides long. RefSeq names its product contactin-2-like. Lineage: Eukaryota; Metazoa; Chordata; Actinopteri; Salmoniformes; Salmonidae. Gene Ontology annotation, molecular function: cell-cell adhesion mediator activity. Bases 522 to 3641 code for a protein of 1039 amino acids. The record is from RefSeq and is a predicted model, not a curated record. Gene Ontology annotation, biological process: brain development; cell-cell adhesion. The transcript has 22 exons.
AAGGGGUAUAGCAGCGAAAGAAAAAGAAGCGGGCUGCUUUUAGAGAAUGAGAGGGAGAUAGAGAGAGAGGACAUCCUAAUGCGACAAGGGCUGCAGCUUGACUAAAUUGAGUGGCGCAGAAGGGGGGGAGACAGGAAACAGAGCGUGAGCGACGACAAACGGAGAUAGAGAGAGAGGGGGAGAGAGAGCGAGGUAGAGAGAGAGGGAGGGACAACAAAGAUCUGUCAGAUGAGGCUAGAGACGCUUCUAUUAUCUGAAAAUCCCGUGUGGUCUCCUUUAUUACAGGGCGUUCUGAGCGGGCUGCAUCAGUGUGUCUCUUGCGCAUGAUCAGCCGUCUACACAUCCCUUCUGGCCGGAGUGAACCCACAUCUCAGCAUCUCUCCGCCAGCAGAGAGAAAGAAAUAAAAACGCUCGCUCUCCUCCGCUAAUUGAGGCACUGAUAAGCCACUUCUAAUUUCCUCCUGGUGUGGUGCAGAUCUGGUUCUGAUCCUGUUCGGUCCAGUUCUGAUCAGAGUGUGAGAAUGGGGCUUUUGCUGUUUCUGUUGAGCCUCAGCUCCUUAGCUCUGAGCUACGCUGUCGGCGGGCACGUGUGCAUAACGGGUCAUGACAGUGGACCAGUGUUUGAAGAGCAGCCCAGCAGUGUGGUCUACCCAGAGGGACUCAGUGAGGGCAAAGUCACUCUCAACUGCCAGGCUAGAGCCAGUCCUGCUGCUACGUACAGCUGGCGCGUCAAUGGUACAGACGUCCCUGUAGGUGACCCCCGGUACACGCUGGUAGCCGGUAACCUGGUGAUCAGCGGUCCCCAGUUCGGCCGUGAUGGAGGCUCCUACCAGUGUCUGGCCAUCAACCGCUGUGGCACCAUACUCAGCCGGGCCGCCAACCUCAAAUUCGGCUACCUUCAUGACUUCCCUGGGGAAGGGAGGAGCCCACAGACGGCUUACGAGGGAGCAGGUGCCUUCCUGGCCUGCCAGCCCCCCGCCCACUACCCAGCUCUUUCCUACCGCUGGUUCGUUAGCGAGUUUCCUAGCUUCAUGAAGCCUGACGGGGGUCGGUGGUUCGUUUCCCAGGUAACGGGCAACUUGUACCUGGCCAAGGCGGAGCCUAACGAUACAGCAAGUUACUUCUGCUUCACCACCAUCAACAUGGACAUUAGCACCAAAAGUACCUUCAGCAAGGCUAACCAGCUCACCGUGCAGCCAAAUGCCAACGCCAGGAAGUCAGCUCCUGCUAUCAAAGUGGGUUUCCCAGCAGAGACGUAUGCCCUGACAGGACACACUACCCAGCUUGAAUGCUUCGCCUACGGAAAUCCCGUCCCAAAGCUCCGUUGGAGGAAGGUGGAUGGUCUGUUGCCGUCUAAGGCCGGGGCUAGUGCAGAGGGACCCAUCCUCACACUGCCUGAGAUGACCUUCCAUGAAGAGGGGGUGUAUGAGUGUGAGGCCUACAACUCUGAGGGCCGUGACACACAACAAGGACGCAUCACAGUGCAAGCACAACCAGAGUGGCUGCAGGUGAUGAGUGACUCUGAGGUGGAGAUCAGCUCUGAGCUGCACUGGACUUGUGUUGCAGCAGGCAAACCAAGACCCUCCAUACGCUGGCUACGCAAUGGACAGCCCCUUAGCACACAGGACCGGGUGGAGGUCAAUGGGGGUCGUCUGAAGGUCAUCAACCUGGCCCUGGAGGAUUCUGGGAUGUAUCAGUGUGUGGCUGAGAACAAACACGGCACCAUCUACUCCAACGCCGAGCUGAGGGUGCAAGUCCAAGUCCCAGACUUCCGCUCCAACCCGGUGAGGAGGCUGGUCCCAGCAGCCCGAGGAGGGCAGGUGAUGAUGGAGUGUCGGCCGCGAGCCGCCCCCAAACCCACCCUGUUCUGGAGCCGCGGUACUGAGCUCCUUACCAACAGCAGCAGGGUGACAGUGACUCCAGACGGGAUGCUGCGAAUCCACAACAUCAGCAGGGCCGAUGAGGGGAAGUAUACCUGCUUUGCUGAGAACUACCUGGGCAAGGCCAACAGCACUGGACACCUGUCUGUUAGAGAUGCCACUAAGAUCACCUUGGCUCCCUCUAACGCUGACAUCAACCAGGGGGAGAACGUCACGCUGCAGUGUCACGCUUCACAUGACCCCACCAUGGACCUCACCUUCACCUGGGCUCUCAACGGAGCUCUGCUGGACCUGGAGGACCCCGGUGGACCGUACCACCGCGUGGAGGGGAAGGAGACCGUAGGUGACCUGUUGAUAGUGAGUGGUCAGCUGAGUCAGGCAGGUACAUACAGCUGUACAGCUCAGACCGUGGUGGACAGCGCCUCAGCCUCUGCUAAACUGGUGGUCAGAGGUCCCCCGGGACCUCCCGGCGGUUUGGUGGUGAAGAACGUUGCCGCGACGUCGGUGGAGUUGCGGUGGAGUCGUGGCUAUGACAACCACAGCCCCAUCGGGAAGUAUGUUAUCAUGGGUCACUCGCCGCUGUCUCCUGGUUGGAAGAGGAUGAGGACAGACCCAUCUAACAUUGAAGGCAAUGCUGAGUCGAUUCGUGUGGUUGGCCUGUUGCCAUGGAUGGACUAUGAGUUCCAGGUCAUCGCCAGUAACAUCCUGGGCAGUGGAGAGCCUAGUAUGUCCUCUCACACCAUACGCACCCAGCAAGCAGCUCCCACAGUGGCCCCUAGUGGACUAGGUGGAGGAGGAGGAGACCGCAACGAACUCAUCAUCACCUGGACGCCCAUGGCCAGAGAGUACCAGAACGGAGAUGGCUUCGGCUACAUCCUGGCAUUCCGGAAGCAGAACUCUCCGACGUGGGUGGUGGAGCGUGUUUCCAAUGUGGAGUCGUCUCGCUACGUUUAUUCCAACCAGAGCCUGUCUCCCUACUGCCUCUUUGAGGUGAAGAUCAAAGCCUACAACCGUAAAGGAGAGGGUCCCUUCAGCCAGAUCGCUGUGGUGCACUCUGCAGAAGAGGAGCCCACGGUGGCGCCCUCGAGGAUCAACGCAACGGCUCUGACAGCGUUCGAGAUGCAGGUAUCGUGGGACCCCAUCCAACAUCUCAGCACCAACGGUAUCCUCCAAGGAUACGAGAUCCGGUACUGGCGUCAGCAUGAGCGGGAGGCGUCUGCAGACCGUGUGCGUACAGCUGGGCUUGAGACCACGGCUCGCGUGGUGGGACUGAGACCCAGCACCCGGUACCAUGUUACCGUAAUGGCCUACAACAGCGCUGGCACUGGACCAGCCUCACCCAGAACCACUGUCACUACCAGGAGACCACCUCCUAAUCGUCCCCCUGGCAACGUGUCCUGGAAGACUGAUGGCUCAUGGGUAACUGUUAGGUGGGAUCAUGUCAAGACCCUGGACAAUGAAUCAGCCGUACUGGGUUACAAGGUCCUGUACAAGCACGAGGGCCAGUCUGCUCUGAAGGUUCUGGACAAGGGGAAGACGUCUGUGACCCUGCCCCUACCCAAAGACAAUGGCUACGUGGUCCUGGAGAUACGCUCCUGGGGGGAGGGGGGCGACGGAGCCGCUCAAGAGACCAUCGUCUCCCGAGACUCAGGAACUGGAAUGAUGGUGCAGAACCAGGCGGGAUCCCCAUGGUCCAAUCAUGCUCCUCUCCUGCUCACCGCCACUCUCUCCAUCACUCUCAUUGGCUUACUGGACCUGUGAUCUACAACAAUCCCUGGACAUUAUGUUUCAUGGUCUAAACCGAUUGGUCAAAUUCACCUAUCUGGAGUUUUGUUGGGGUGGGGUUAAGGGAUGAAUUUGAAUAGGUGCGGAGGGAUGUGUGGGGUAAUAUUUUGAAACAAGGGGGAUGGUGGGAGUUGUCAAAAUGACGAAUGGUUAUUUUAUUCUUUUUACAAGAAAAUCAAAGAGGGUAAUUUUUUUAUGUGUGGGUUUCAAGUGGGGUUUCAAGUGGGUCAGACUACCUGAUUGUCAGUUACAUUGGUGUCGUUAGAACCAUGCCUUAUGGGGAUAAGAGAGGCCUUUGUGCUUCACAGCAAUAUGUCACUCUCUCCAUGUCUCCUGGCUUUCCCUACUCUGCUAUAAACCCAAGGCUCACUGGCGUAUGUCACCCAAAUCAGCCUGUGUAUGUAGAGCAUCAUGUGUACAUACCAUAGAGAAUGAAAGAGGACUCUAGUGCCCAAAAGCACGUUUUAGCUUGGGCUGCGCAAUUGAGGACUUUCACCAUUCUGAAGUUGUCAAAUGGGUGGGACAUCCUAUGGGUUAAGGAAGGAUCACAUAAUUCCAUCCAGGUCAUCAGGAGGGAUCAGCCAAUGAAUUAUACUUGUGAUCAAACAUUCCGUAACUGCAGGUGGCAGUAAAUCGCCAACCUUCCCUUUAUACCUGUUUAAACAACACACUACCAGGUGGCAGUAUGCACCCUUUCAGUUUUUUUACCAACUCAUAGAAGUAGUAGUAGAAGAAAAUGUACUACUUCAAAAUGGAGAUGGUCUCAAUGGCGCUGCCCGUGCCCUCACAGACACCAUAAUGGGACAGGUACAAUGAUGAGUCCUCUAUAAUUAUCUAUGGUACAUACAUACAGAACAGUAGACAACAUCUUUGGUUCCCUCAUACACUGACCAACUCAAACGUUUGUAUCUAGAAUAAGAUGAAGGGGGACAAAACAGUGAUGUCAUAAAUCUCAUGAUUUUUGAGAAAGUCUACUUCAAAUGGAACUCACUGUAAAUAGAACGCUAACUUAGUCUACUGGUUUUUCUUAUGACACAGUCUGUUUAAAAUGGUCCAUUUUCUCUUUGGAUUUUCUGCCUGUGCAUUUGAUUGGUUGCUUUAUUAUUUGUUUGCGAUGGCAGCAUCAGGAUGAAUAACUUCAAUGGUCCAAAUGAAUGUUUACCUUUUUUAUUGUUUAUGUUUAGAUGAGAGAACUCAACUUGAUAAAGAGCUUCAUCAGUUCUUUCAACAGCAAAAAUACAAUGAAAGUGUGAUCACAAAGUACAGAGUUAUCGUUAGUAUUAUUAUUAAUGCACCAUUAUUCUGUCACCCGUUAUCUAUUAACUUUUAUGUAACAUGUCCUGUUGUUCAUUAACUGUUAAUCAUGCAACACACCUGCCAUAAAUACUGUCUGUCUGAGAAGGUUUCACAGCAAGGAUACGACAUCUACAUUUACAUUUAAGACAUUUAGCAGACGCUCUUAUCCAGAGCGACUUACAAAUUGGAUAGUUCAUACAUAUUCAUCAUGGUCCCCCCGUUGGGAAUUGAACCCACAACCCUGGCGUUGCAAGUGCCAUGCUCUACCAACUGAGCCACACGGGACCAAGGAACAUACCGCAUAUGCUAGCUAAUCAUGAAGGCCCUGUGAUAUUGAUUUGGGUGUAAAGCAAAGAGAAUUCCCGCAAGCUAUUUAGAUGUUCCCGAUGUUUCCAGUUACAAUAGCAACAUGUCAACCACUGUCUUUGUCAAGUGUUAUGCCACUGUACAUUAAAACCGUGGCAGCUUUUGAACAGUGGGUCUUCUCCUAUAUUUUCCCAUCUGAUAACUCCUGCACCUAGAAAGUCUGUGGAAUGUAUGUUCAGUACAUUGAACUAUUGAUUUUGGACGUAGCCAAGAAGUUCAAUGGUAAACUGCUGUUCCAACACAGUGUGUCUGUUCUCAAUAUAACUACUGUUAGAUACAUCUUAACGUGAAACAAGAUGGCAACUACUGUAUGUUUUAUAUUGUUGUUUUGUUCCAUUUCUGUUGGUCUGAACCAUAUAAAGGCAGGUUGGCCAGUAGCAGUACGUUUGUGCUGCUACAUGUUGUUCUAUGCAACAGUUCUAGGAACCAAGAAGCUCUGCGGCACUCCAGGGUUUGUUAGUCAUCACUAAUUGUAAUUCUAUGAUUUCAAAACAUCUCAGGAGUGUAGGAAUCAAACAAUACAUUUUAUGGUUUGCAAGGGGUCUUUUUUUGUUAUUUGUUAAAGUCUGGGAGUUGAAAACGGUUUGUUGAGCAAGUGGUUGGAUGAUGGACCACUUGUUUUUUCCAGUGCUGUCUGCUAGCUACAUCUCACAUUUUAGGGCCAAAGCUGUAUAGAAGUUAUUGUUUGUUUUAAACAGACAUCAACUGAUUGUCAACAUCAGAAUGAGCUAGAUACAAACACACUGGAUAUGAAACAUUUUGAUGACAAUCUGUUAGUACAGCAACAACGCCACUAUACCCAGAGUACCCAGUUUUGACAGUCACGUUGUUUUCAUAAUACAUUGAUGUAUUCAACACCUGUCAGUUUUGAUGUUUCAGACCCGUAGUGUUGUUUUGAUUCCAGUGUGUGAAGCCACCCAAUCCUGUGCCUGACAGUGUUCAGGUCAUUUUCUAUUGGAUCAGGACUGUUGCGUUUUAUAAACUGUUUUGGUAUGUUGAUCACUGUACCUUAAAAUAAAGAGGGCAGCUAAAAAAGAGAAGACGUGACUGUCCAUACGUCUUAUAGUAAUGAGUUACUUGAGGAAACACAAACUCUCACUUUGACGUUGAAGACAAUGAAUGCAUGGUAAUACUGUCGUUAAAACUGCAGAACAAGGACAUCAACUUGACUCUCAACAUGCCGGUCAAAGUAUAGUCAAACAUAUUGUUGAUGAUAUAUCUCAUUUAGCAGCUUCUGCAGGGUCAAUCAGUUACUAAGGCCUGAUAUGCUGAAAGCCACUGGACCACUCAGCUCUGUACACUGUAUCACAUCUAGCUGUUCAAUAAUGUUUAAGAUAAACUGAUACAGCCACCAACUGGGAAAGCAGCCUGUGUUCCCGUAAACACAGGAUAGGAGUUACUAUGGUAAAGACAUAAACUGAGCAUACAAAACAUUAGGAACACCUUCCUAAUAUUGAGUUGUACCCUCUUUUGCCCUCAGAACAGCCUCAAGUCGUCGGGGCAUGGACUCUACAAGGUGUUGAAAGCGUUCCACAGGGAUGCUGGCCCAUGUUGAUUCCAAUGCUUCCCACAGUUGUGUCAAGUUGGCUGGAUACCCUUUAGAUGGUGGACCAUUCUUGAUACACACGGGAAACUGUUGAGUGUGAAAAACCCAGCAGUGUUGCAGUUCUUGACACACUCAAACAUGUGCGCCUGGCACCUACUACCAUGCCCCGUUCAAAGGCACUUAAAUCUUUGGUCUUUCCCAUUCACCAUCUGAAUGGCACACAUACACAAUACAUUGUCUCAAGGCUUAAAAAUCAUUCUCUAACCUGUCUCCUACCCUUCAUCUACACUGAUUGAAUUGGAUUUAACAAGUGACAUCAAUAAGGGAUCAUAGCUUUCACAUGGAUUCACCCGGUCAGUCUGGAAAGAGCAGAUAUUCCUAAUGUUUUGUACACUUAGUGUAUUUGUACACUGGAUCUCACUUAUCAUCGGUCUGUAGAUACUGUACUGUACUGUACUGUGCUGCUAGAGUACAGUUGUUAGCACAUACUUAGCUCACAACUCAGAGCCUACUGUUUGGUGGGUAGUGUUGUUCCUUCCUCACCCAGCACUGGUAUAGGUCUGAGAAGACGCACAAGUACACGUGAUCUGCACUUGCUUAUUCUACCCCAACGGGGAAGGUUGCCUCAGCCAUGGAAUGUUGUUGCCCUUUUGGUUAUGUACUUAAUGCUAGCUUAUUCAUUUGUGUAUGUGUGUGUGUGUGUAAAUGUGUUUGUUAACGCAACGCUUUUCAUAUUUAAAACUACCAUCAGAUAUCUCUGUAAUACUAAGGUGACAUCAUGUCCAAAAACUGUUAUCGGAAUGUUGUGUCAACUUCAGGAAGUCUGAUUGGUCGGUUCAUCUCUCACUUCGUGGUGGAAGCUAUGAUGGUGCUCGAAGUAGAUGUUGCCCGUAACCACAGAUCUGCGAUCAGUUACUCUCCCCCUAAUACUAGCCUGAAGCAUUAAGGGGGUGAAAACACUGUCCCUGUAUCAGUGGUUAAAAAGGGCAACCUCUCUGUUAGGAUGUGUUUGUCUGUCAGCUGGCCGGGCUGAAAUGUUGAUAUGUUAUGAUACCAUUUGGCCAAUCUAAAUCUGUGGUUGAAUGGGAAUGUGAAGGGGGGAUGGCACUUGUAAAUAUGACUAAAUAAACACCUUGGGGUUGUAUUUAAAACGUU